AUGGGUAACAACCCAGCUACCGGCCACCCAGGAGUCAAUCCAACCAACUACAGCUUAUCGACUCCUCACCCUGCCCAAUCCCAGUCCGGCGAGAUGAUGACUCCGGCACACUCUUGGAUUGGCCCCCCACCCUUGGCAUAUCCAAUCUCUCCGGUGCCUGGAGUCAACAAUCACCAGCCAUGGGCUCCGAGCCCAACCGGCUCCAACGCCAGGCCUAGCGUGUCUUCCCAAACAAGCUCCCUCGAAACUUGGGUCCGAGAAACAUCCUGUCCGGUCCUACUCGCCGAAGACCUCCAAUCAUAUGGCAGCCGAGCCUCUCGACGCUUGCGCGUGGCGGACACGCCGUUCCCUCAGGUCCAGGCUGAACUGAAUCGUCAAGAUGAAGCCUUCCGCGCGGCGCAUUUGCCGCCCAACAUCGCCCAAGGCGAUGCAUUAGAAAGACUCCUCUGCGACACAGCUUUAUAA
Molecule: messenger RNA, 465 nt
Organism: Puccinia triticina
Lineage: Eukaryota; Fungi; Basidiomycota; Pucciniomycetes; Pucciniales; Pucciniaceae
Exons: 4
Coding region: 1-465 (154 amino acids)
Source: RefSeq, a predicted model, not a curated record